This is a messenger RNA of Pseudoliparis swirei, 3887 nucleotides long. RefSeq names its product ajuba LIM protein (gene ajuba). Lineage: Eukaryota; Metazoa; Chordata; Actinopteri; Perciformes; Liparidae. The coding region runs from base 698 to 2875 and encodes 725 amino acids. Gene Ontology annotation, molecular function: transcription corepressor activity. The record is from RefSeq and is a predicted model, not a curated record. Gene Ontology annotation, cellular component: nucleus; P-body; transcription regulator complex. The transcript has 9 exons. Gene Ontology annotation, biological process: regulation of DNA-templated transcription; positive regulation of miRNA-mediated gene silencing; response to hypoxia.
CAAUGCACACGGGGAGGGAUUUUAUUUAUCUCGAGCGACUCGUUUCGUCUGCCGGGACGCAACUGUACCGGCGCACUACUUUCCUUCUCUCGCCACUAACUUCUCCGCUGCUCUCUCGCCGAGUCCCGGAGCGGACUUUUUUCCUUUUGAAAACAACGGGAAUGAUAAAAGCAGCCGAGCACAGGCGGCCGGACGGACGGGACCGAGGAGACUAGCGAGGAGAGACCUGCGUGUGUUUUCUGUCGAUUAAAAAAACACUCUAUCACGCUUAUUUUAUUCCGUUUUUUUGUCCACCCCCGCGAGCACGUUUUCGCCCUGAAAUGAAUGGCAGAAGUCGGCCUACAUGUGCCAGUGGAUUGUCCACAUGAAGGCAAACCAGAUGACCCAUAGGACUUAAGUCAUGUAACCACCCUGAAAUGUCUUAAAAGUCUUAUUUAUCUUUUUUUGUUGUAUUUAUUGAGUGUAUAUAAGGGUCAUUUUUUUUGUUUGUUGCUGGAUUCAAGGGAACUUUUUAAUCGUUUGGAAGCUUCCACUUCAUCUUGACUAGAUUGACUUGAACGUUAUUGUUCUGCUGCGCAUCUACCCACACUGUAUUUGAGCAUUAAUCUUUAAUUCAAGGGGGGGCGGGUGGGUGGGUGGGGGAGAGUAUUAGGACUUGACUUUGCCCAGACAGGUAAAAACCCGAGACGGCUUCGUCAUGGACAGGCCGAUCAGCAAGUUACUGGGGAAGUUAAAGCUAACGGACUCGGGCAGUGUGAAAUUCAACAGUUCGAAGAAAAAACAUGACUCCGCCAGCAACUCCAACAACAGCAACGCCAACUCGGGCAUCUCCGGAGGCAGCGGUCUGCCACUGGCUCCCAGCUCCGUCGCCUCACCCUCAUCAAAACCCGGCCCGUUCUCGCUUGCCUCUGCAACCACAAGCGAUGCAUGUGUUCCAGCGAGUGGGGGAGGAGGAGGAGGAGGAGAAGGAGGAGGAGGAGGAGGGAUGGGAAUGCCCCCCUCUCAGCUCCUCAGCCCGUCGCCGUCCUCCUCCUCGCUGGGUGCCGUACCCCAAGACGGCGAGCCGCCGCUUCAACCUUCCACCUUGGCGCCGCUGAGGCGCCGCUCGCCCCAGCAGCGAGCUUCCUGUUACCUCGGCGACGGCGUGGACUCCCGCCUGUGGCGCGAGUCGGGCCUGGGCCCCGAGUGCGACCCCCAGGGAGCGUUUGGCUCCAAAGCGUCCCUCAACCAGCGGCGCUACUCCCUGGAGCUCCAGCAGCUGGUCCGGCGGCAGCAGCUCCUCUCUCAGCCGCCGGCGCUCUCCGCUCCGCCGCCGUACCCGGCCUCCGCGGGCAACGGGUCGGCUCCUCGAGGCGGCCUGGCGGAGCCCGGCUACCUCUCCGAGCACGAGAGGCACAAGCGCCUCUCUCUGCAGGAGGCGCUGUUCUACAAGCGCCUGAGCACGGGCAGCGACCUGUGGGAGGUCACCAGGCCCGCGUCGCUCUCCCAUCCGCCGCACCGCACGUCGGACGUGACCGGAGGCGGCGUAGGGGGCUUCUUUUACCCGCCGGGACCCACCCUGAGCCCAUGCUCGUCGUUCAGCCUCCAGGAGUCGGUGCUGGUCAGCCCCAGGUCCAGCUUCGCCUCCAGCACGGCCAGCGGCGGCGGAGGAAGCCCCAUGGGGAGCCGCUGCAGCAGCAACCGGACCAGCGGCAUCAGCCUGGGCUACGACUCUCGCUACUCGGCCUCCGGAGGCCUCCCCCCGCAGCAGCAGUGCCCCUCCAUGCAGGCGGGGGGCUCCGUGUCCGGUUGCGGCGCUUCGGGCAGGGCCGGGCUGACCCCCGUGGAGGCCUGGACUCAGUACUUGGAGGGCGGGAUGCGUCCGGGGGCGCAAGACAGCCGGCACUCCUACCCGCCCGCGGUCGGAAGUGCGGGGGCGGCGUGCUACCAGGCCGGCCCCGAGUGGUGGGUGGAGCAGCAGGCGGGGGUGAGGGGCAAAGACGGGGUCGUGAUGGGGGACCGGACCAGAUACUCGGACCUGCCCGGCACCCGCUACCAGGAGGAGCUCACGCGACUUCUCCUGAGGGAUGCUGCGCUGGCAGGCGGGGGGCUCCUGGAGGGCCUGAUGCUGAAGGACCCGUCCCCGGCCGUCACGGCUCUCUCCAAGCCGAGCACAAUAACACUGGGGGCCUGCUUAGCCGGAGGGCCGGCCAAACCUCAGGAGGACCCAGCAGUCGGCGCCGGGAGGGAGGGCGCGGAGAACCGCCAGGAGUUCUUUGGAACCUGCGUGAAGUGUGGGAAAGGCGUGUACGGGGCGGACAACGCCUGCCAGGCUCAGGACAGCCUCUAUCACACGCGCUGCUUCACCUGCGUGUCCUGUGGUCGCACGCUGAGAAACAAGGACUUCUACAACGUCAGCGGCUCUGUGUACUGUAAAGAGGAUUACAUGUUUUCAGGAUUCCAGGCUGCUGCUGAGAAGUGUAGUGUGUGUGGCCACCUUAUCCUCGAACAGAUCCUGCAGGCCUUGGGGAACUCGUACCAUCCCGGCUGCUUCCGCUGCGUGGUCUGCUCCAAGGCGCUGGACGGGGUGCCGUUCACCGUGGACCACCACAGCAGCGUCUACUGCGUGGCCGACUACAACAAGACUUUCGCCCCGAAGUGCGCCGCUUGUUUACAGCCCAUCUUACCGACCGAGGGCAGCGAAGAGAUCCUCAGGGUGGUGUCUAUGAACAAGGACUAUCACUUUGAGUGCUACCACUGCGAGGAGUGUGGUAAGCAGCUCUCCGAUAAGCCCGGCUCGCAGUGCUUCCCUCUGGACUCUCAUCUCCUCUGCCACUCCUGUCACAUGAGCAGAGCGUGCGACACACAGAACAUUCCCCCUCACAACACACACUGAUGAUCAGCGCAUGUGGAUUGUUUUUAUUUUUUUUAAAAGCUGGUCUUAACACGCCGUCAUUCUCAAAUGUGCUUUUGCCCAGUUAUACGACGAAACUGCUGAUAUUCAGACAUUUCCACUGAUUCACUUCAGUCCCCGGUGUCACACGUACUGCCUGCUGUAUUAUUACUGUCUCAUAGCUAUAAGGGAACGGGAAAGAAACUACUGCUUUUUUUUUUUUACCCCAAUGUGGCUACUGUUUGCUGUAGAAGAACAAGGGAUUUUUGCUAAACUGUUUUGUACAUAUAUUAUCGCAAGCAAACAUUUUGCACUUAAAUUUGACUUUACUGUAAGAAUCUGUACAAUUUGGGGAAAAACAUUACUGUAAUUUCUGUAUGUUGUAAUAAAUAUUUUCAUGUGUUGACAAACUUUAAUGUUUUGCCUGAAGAACAAAGACAAACUCGGUAUAAAGAAACCAUAAAAACAUGUUUAAUAUCUGUGAAAUGACGAAGAAAAAACACUGGCUGAGAACCAAUUUAAAUUUAUUCAUUUUCUUUAAAUUCUCGGUACAUUCAGCUCUUGCAGGAAGGGAAAAAAGCAACAUCUAACGGUUUCGAACUAAAAGCAUAAAAUAUUAAAAGUGUAACCGUUACUCUAUUAGAAGGUUAACGGUUUAUUUCUACCUCUUAAAUAUGAUUGAGGAUCAUCAGAGGAGGGAGUUUCAAACAGACUGCAGUGCAGAGAAGGUCAGCUUCCUGUAAUUAUUACAGAAUAAACCACUUGACAAGAAUCUGGUAUCCUCCAAAAACACAUCCACUAAAGACACUAGGGCAUGUGUGUCCUGCAUCUCCACUACACACAUCACGUCUCUUUCCAUCACACACUUUUCUAUGUUACAGUGUUGAGACUACCAGUUGCAUCUUUGUGGGAGAGAGAGAUGAAGGUUAUUACUCACACAAACAUCACCUGCUGUAACGCACAACAAAACCGCCACGGCUGGAAAACAAAUUAACAUGAUUUCAUAAAACUUCAC